AAGUUGAUUAAAUAUAAAAGCAUCAUUACAUCGGCGUUAAAGUUUGUUAUUGUUGUAUUGUAUUGAUUAGUAAUAACUGCUUUUAAAAGAUAUUUUAUUACAAUUUUUAUUUAAUAAAGAAAUAAGAAGUUAUCAAAAAAGAAGUGAAAAAUAUAAAGGAAAGUUAAUUAAAUAUAACAGAAUUUUUAUACAAAAAUGAUAUUCUUAGUUUAAUGAAACUAUAUAUUUUCUAUUAAAAAGUAUUUAUUAUUAAAUAAAAAUAUGGAUUCUGCUACUGAAUCAGAGCAUAUAGAAAAAUUAAUAAAAGAAGCUGAAAGCUUAAAAAUUCGUUUAGAAGAUGAACGACAGAAAUUAAAUGAUAUUACUCUUGCUAGUGUAGCAGAUAGAUUAGAAACCAUUAGUUGGAUUAAUGUAAAACCACGUCGUGUUCUAAAAGGUCAUCAAGCAAAAGUUCUUUGUUCUGAUUGGUCACCAGAUAAACGUCAUAUUGUAUCUUCUUCACAAGAUGGCAAAAUGAUAAUAUGGGAUGCUUUUACAACAAAUAAAGAACAUGCUCUUACUAUGCCAACCAUUUGGGUAAUGGCUUGUGCUUAUGCCCCAAGUGGUGCUCUUGUUGCUUGCGGAGGAUUAGAUAAUAAAGUUACUGUAUAUCCUUUAAGUCAAGAGGAUGAUGUAUCAACUCGUAAAAAAACUGUUGCUACACAUACAUCUUAUAUGUCUUGUUGUGUAUUUCCUAAUAGUGAUCAACAAAUUUUAACGGGUAGUGGAGAUAGCACUUGUGCUUUAUGGGAUGUAGAAAGUGGCCAAUUAUUACAAAGCUUUCUUGGUCAUUCAAGUGAUGUCAUGUCUAUUGAUUUAGCACCAAGUGAAACUGGUAAUACAUUUGUUUCUGGUAGUUGUGAUAAAAUGGUUUUAAUAUGGGAUAUGCGAACUGGUCAAUGUGUUCAAAGUUUUGAAGGACAUCAAUCUGAUGUAAACUCUGUAAAAUUUCAUCCAGGUGGUGAUGCAGUAGCAACAGGUUCUGAUGAUGCAACUUGUCGACUUUUUGAUUUACGUGCAGAUAGAGAAAUAGCAAUUUAUGCAAAAGAAAGUAUAAUAUUUGGAGCAAAUGCAGUUGAUUUAAGCAUUAGUGGACGAUUACUUUUUGCUGGUUAUAAUGAUUAUACUGUAAAUAUAUGGGAUACUCUAAAAUGUCAGCGAGUUGCAUUUUUAUAUGGACAUGAAAAUCGAGUAUCUUGUUUACGAGUUUCUCCAGAUGGAACUGCUCUCUCUACUGGAAGCUGGGAUUCAACUCUAAGAGUGUGGGCUUAAUUUUAAUAAAAUUACAUCUAUAAUCAUUAAAUAAAAGUUAAAAUUUUCUCUAUAUAGAAUAUAAAUUUUAAUAUAAUAUUGUACAAUAUUACAUUUAAUAUUACAUUACAUUUUAUUUUUAAUUGAGUUUUUAAAAUAAUAAGAUAUAUCAAAUAUUGUAAUAUAAAAAUAUUGUUAUAAUUAUUAUAUCGUAGAAAAUAAAUGGAAAUAGAAAUUAUAAUUGUCACAAUUACAACAAUGUGAUAGCUUAAAAUUAAUAAUUUUUAGGCUGGUCCUAAUUUAUAGAAUAUUCUGUAAAUUAUCUAUUUAAUUAAAUAUAUUAUUAUCUUGUAUAAAAUUUAAUAAAAAUUCAAUUCAUGCAUA
This is a messenger RNA of Apis cerana (Asiatic honeybee), 1674 nucleotides long. It is a transcript of the gene Gbeta5, whose product is annotated as guanine nucleotide-binding protein subunit beta-5. Lineage: Eukaryota; Metazoa; Arthropoda; Insecta; Hymenoptera; Apidae. The record is from RefSeq and is a predicted model, not a curated record. Gene Ontology annotation, molecular function: protein binding. Gene Ontology annotation, biological process: signal transduction.